GACAAAAUCCAGCUAACAACGACACUCUCUCUUUCUCAUCGCUCCACUCUCUUCUCUCUGGAUCUCCCUCCCACGUCAACGACCACCAUCUCGCCUUCUCCGUCACCGGAAACAAUGAUCCCUUACGCAACGAUCGAAGAGGCCUCUCUGGCGUUAGGCCGAAACCUCACGACACUCGAGUCUCUCUGGUUCGAUUACUCCGCCACGAAGUCAGAUUACUACCUAUACUGCCACAACAUCCUCUUCCUCUUCCUCAUCUUCUCCCUCGUCCCUCUCCCUCUCGUCUUCGUCGAAUUGGCGCGAUCCGCCUCGGGCUGGUUCGAUCGGUACAAGAUUCAGCCCAAGGUCAAGAACUCCUUCUCCGACAUGUUCCGUUGCUACAGAGAUGUAAUGAAGAUGUUCAUCCUCGUCGUUGGCCCUUUGCAGCUCGUCUCUUAUCCUUCAAUCCAGAUGAUUGAGAUUCGGAGUGGGUUGCCGUUACCGUCUUUCGGGGAGAUUGCGGCGCAGUUAGUGGUUUACUUCUUGGUGGAGGACUAUACGAACUAUUGGGUUCAUAGAUUCUUUCAUAGCAAGUGGGGUUACGAGAAGAUUCAUCAUAUCCAUCAUGAGUACACUGCUCCUAUAGGGUACGCUGCGCCUUAUGCGCAUUGGGCUGAGGUUUUGCUUCUUGGGGUUCCGACGUUUCUUGGACCUGCUAUUGCUCCUGGACACAUGAUUACCUUCUGGUUGUGGAUUGCUUUGCGCCAGAUUGAAGCCAUUGAGACUCACAGCGGAUAUGAUUUUCCAUGGACACUGACGAAAUUCAUUCCAUUCUAUGGUGGAGCUGAGUAUCAUGAUUACCAUCAUUACGUUGGAGGACAAAGCCAAAGCAACUUUGCUUCAGUUUUCACUUACUGCGAUUACAUCUAUGGAACUGACAAAGGUUACCGAUUCCAAAAGAAGCUUCUUCAGCAGAUCAAGCAGGAGUCCAAGAAGAGCAACAUGCAGGAUGGAGGAGAUAAGUUAGAUUAGUAAAACGUAAAGCUCCUCAGGGAGGUUUGAGUUUACUUAUCAUAAGAUAAGUUAUAAGCAAUCUGCUAAUCUAAUCAAGUCAAGACUCACAAAAGACAGAGUAGUUUAGUUUUCUUCUCUUUUCUGCUCUGUCCUGUGUUACAUGGACAUGGUUGUGCAUCUUCAAAAUGUGUUCGCUUCUCUCGAUCAAAAUUGUUACUUUUUUUGUGCGAGAUUCUGACUCUUUUAGUUGAAGGCAUAUGAGUUUGUUUGGUAA
Brassica napus (rape) is the source of this 1267-nucleotide messenger RNA. RefSeq names its product methylsterol monooxygenase 1-2. Bases 115 to 1011 code for a protein of 298 amino acids. NCBI's taxonomy places the organism in Eukaryota, Viridiplantae, Streptophyta, Magnoliopsida, Brassicales, Brassicaceae. The transcript is spliced from 5 exons. The record is from RefSeq and is a predicted model, not a curated record. Gene Ontology annotation, biological process: sterol biosynthetic process. Gene Ontology annotation, molecular function: iron ion binding; C-4 methylsterol oxidase activity.